AUGCUAAAUUCAUCGUCGCUUAUAAUACAAGAUAUUAGUGAAUGUUUCGAAUUUCGAAACGAAUUAUUUAAGGCCAUCUUAUUUAUUCCAUUUGGCAUUUGCUCUACUAUAUGUAACACAGUCCUGAUAACUGCCAUACUGCGAAACAGGCAGUUACGUUACCGCCAUGAAAUGCAAAUCGUUUGCGCCCUAUCUGCUGCUGAUUUAGUUGAAGCAUUUGCAACAUUUUGUGGUGGUACAUAUCGUGUGUUGGUGAUACUUUUCAACUUACAAGAUAGAAAGUUUUAUCUUCUGCAAUGUAUGUUACUGCCUCAUUCUUGGUUAUGGCGUUGGUCUGAUUUCGCUACUUCAUUUAUGCUAUUAACGAUAACAUUCGAUCGGAUACUGGCAGUGGUUAUACCACUAAAAUAUAUGAAAUGGCGAUCCACUUAUCCCUGUAUCGCUAUUGGAAUACCAUAUACAUUAUCAGUAUUGCUAUCAAUGUUUGCUUGGUAUCGAUCCGUUACAAAACAUGAUAAAAUAUCAAUGCUUUGUACGAACGUUUACAUUUCACCGAUUUUUUAUAUGUUUUCUAAAUAUUCAACCGCUAUAUCAAGUAUGCUUAGUGUCAUCCUUUAUGUUCCUGUAGUUUUCAUCGUUAAAAUACAAAGGAAACGCAUGACGCACGUCCUAACUAAUUCACAGAUAGCUCGUCAACAUAGAGCGCAAAUGCGAAUGACAAUGACGCUAGCAAUUUCUUGUUUAGUGACAUUUCUUCUGGAUGCUGUACCUCGAACUAUGGGUAUUUAUGGCAUUCUAGGAAAAAAUUCAUUUGAAGCAGAAAAACAGUGUGAGAGUGCAAUGCAAUCAUUGUUUCAUUUAACAAAAUUGAAUUCGAUCAUCAACUUAUUUCUUCACUAUUAUCGUAAUCCUUCACUUCGGGAAUCUGUUUCGAACGUUCUUCGCAUAUUUUACAUUGGUAAAUUUUCAACUUUAAAACUUGCAAAGUUCAUUUUGAAAUUUAUCCAUUCUUUGCUUUCUGAAUAA
Loa loa (African eye worm) is the source of this 1026-nucleotide messenger RNA. RefSeq lists its product as hypothetical. Lineage: Eukaryota; Metazoa; Nematoda; Chromadorea; Rhabditida; Onchocercidae. Gene Ontology annotation, biological process: G protein-coupled receptor signaling pathway. Gene Ontology annotation, cellular component: membrane. The coding region runs from base 1 to 1026 and encodes 341 amino acids. Gene Ontology annotation, molecular function: G protein-coupled receptor activity. The record is from RefSeq and is a predicted model, not a curated record. The transcript is spliced from 6 exons.